Messenger RNA from Funneliformis geosporum, 1044 nucleotides. The record is from the annotation of a GenBank genome assembly. NCBI's taxonomy places the organism in Eukaryota, Fungi, Glomeromycota, Glomeromycetes, Glomerales, Glomeraceae.
AUGCGUUUUAAUGAAUUAUUUAUUCGUCAUCGAAAGACGGAACCUUCAUCUGUUAAUCUAUUAAGAAUAUUGAUUAUGAUAAUAUUAAUAUCUUCCCUCACAGGAUAUAUUGCAAUUUUGAUUAUCGAAGUGACUAGUGACGAACCUGUUUUAACGAAUACAGUCGUUGAAGCAAUGGAAAUACCAAUUCCUGGAGGAUCACAAGAAAUAAAACUUGAUGAAAGUUGUAAAGAAUAUUUAGAACAACCAAAAGCUUCUUCAGAAAGCAACAAUUAUAUCGGCUAUUUUAAAAAUGUCCAAAAUUUAACAUGCGUAAAUGUAGUUGCAUUAAUUGUUGAUUCAAAUUAUAAUGCCACCAAAAGUCAAGACCUUAUGAAAUUUACUGCUACCGAUUCUGAAUAUAAUCCUUUGAGAUAUGAAAGUAAAUUCAAUGAAACAAACAUUAAUAAAUUACCUGCAUAUGUUAAAGAAUUAUCCACAAGCAAUUUUUAUUAUAUGAAACAUAAGAGAAACAAAGAUCAUCUUGGAAUCGAACCAACUUAUUAUAGACAAGGUUACAUUGUGUCCAGUAUACAGAACGUUCCUUUUGAUUAUGAAGCUGGUGAUUUUUUUGCAAGUCAAAUUGUUUUAACUGUUCAAAAUUUCCUUUUGAAAAAAGAGACUGAACAAAGGACGCGAACUUUACUUAGCGUGUUUGGACUUGUGGGCGGUGCUUGGGGUCUAGCUGCGGCAUUUUACGCGACUCUAUUUGGUGUAGAUAUAAUUCGUCCAUGGGGUUGUGUGCAAUUUUAUUGUUGUGGGAUACGUAAUAAAACACAUAAUAAACUUAAAAAAUCUCUCCCGGUAAUUCCGCUAGUUAAGAGUUCCGAAAGACCUCUACCUUCUUUUUCUAGGGACGUUUCUCGUGAUGAGCAUGCAGCCUUACAACAACGUGUUGAUGCUUUGGAAGUUUUUUUAAGAGAGUAUGUCGUAGACGACUUCCUACCUAUAAUCAUAAUAAUAAAACAACCACCCACGACUAUGUUAUACACAAAUGAUAUUUAG